AAAUUCAAGAUGGCGGAAGGAGAGCAACAUGUCCACGGGAAGGAUGAAGCCUUUAGUCCUUUCUCCAUCAUGGCUAACAACAGCAUCAUUGAUUUCUGCCGGACAUCGUUAGCAUCCAUGGCGGGCAUAUCUGCUGGCAUUCUUGGUCUGACAGCUCUGAAAGGCUUCAUCUUUUAUUUUAUAGCCUCCCUCUUUAUGUCUAUUCUAAUCUGUCUUAAGGCUGGUACACAGUGGAGAAAAUUUUUCAUUUCUUGGUGGGAUCUGAGCACCUCUGGAAUCUUUGGAGGAGUAUUUACGUACUUACUGUUUUGGACGUUUUUGUAUGGAAUGGUUCAUGUGUAUUAGAUAAUCAUUCCACAGACGACCUACGAUAUUUGGAAGAUACACCCUCAGGUCUUGUUCGUUUAACACGCGAAAUGCGAUGGCGAAAGAAGAAAAGUUUCUCUUCCAAACUGUGAUGUGGACCUUCUUGUACAUGAAGACCGGGAAGAAUUACCUUCUCUUUUGUGUAAUGCUUUUACAUUCAAUCGUCAAACACUAAUAAUUGAUUAAUAUUAACUGACUCAAUUUUUGUGUGGAGCUUAUUUUUUUUUUCUUUUUCAAUAUUCGGACGCAGUCCGAGUUGUACCGGAGAUAGAAGUCUUGCGAAUGGUUUCUCAAGUCACCUUAAGUAUCACGUCUGUAAUCGAGGCUCCGCUAUUGUGCAUAAAUUUGCUAACAAAACUGUGCAUCGGAGCGCGGAAUCCGAAGGUCUGAGGUUCGAUUCCUCGUGGAGACUCAGAAUAUUUUCUUUGUCGUGCGCUCCUGAUAAGACUAAAAACAUCUUUCUCUAUUUUUUUACCGAGCGCAAAACUUACCAUCGUUCUUAUCCUAUUAACAAAAAACUGUGCUUGAUCUCAAUCGAGCCUCAGGGGAAUGGUAGAACAUACGUACAUAAGGCAUUUUUCGAUCGAAUGUCCUGAAAUCCACUCAAUCAGAACAAAGGAAUAUAUCACGAGGAGCCAGUGAGAACUCAAAGUGAAGACGCCUCCAAGGCGGGAAAACGCAGGUGACCAAGUGGCAUUUGAUUGGUGGAAAAUUGGUCGUGAGUUUUUUUUUUUGUUUGUUUUUUGUUUUGUUUUUUUUUUGACCAAUGACAGGGUGAAGAAAUUCAAAACCAAUGCAACACCGGAUUACUCUCGACACUUAUUUGAAAAAUUGCUUUUAUGGACGAGAGGGAGUGUGAAAAAGAUUUUUUUCCUGUUUAGCAUGUAAAAUUGAAGUUUCAAGUAACCUUGUAUGGAGACCAAAUUCAAUAGUACUCUGUCAAAGACGAAAUUUUCUCUGUAUCUAUACCUAUUAAAAAUAAAUUUGAAGAUCAGUAGAUGUGCUCUAUUUAUCCUGUGAUCGCUACAUAGGCUGUAAUGUGUGACUGAAAUUAAAAUACUGAGAAAGCGUUUGAUUAAACUGCUUUUAAGUUGUUGUUUUACA
Messenger RNA from Stylophora pistillata, 1470 nucleotides. RefSeq names its product ER membrane protein complex subunit 6. The record is from RefSeq and is a predicted model, not a curated record. Gene Ontology annotation, biological process: autophagosome assembly; protein folding in endoplasmic reticulum. Gene Ontology annotation, cellular component: endoplasmic reticulum; membrane; EMC complex. Lineage: Eukaryota; Metazoa; Cnidaria; Anthozoa; Scleractinia; Pocilloporidae.